This is a messenger RNA of Cladophialophora yegresii CBS 114405, 867 nucleotides long. RefSeq lists its product as uncharacterized. NCBI's taxonomy places the organism in Eukaryota, Fungi, Ascomycota, Eurotiomycetes, Chaetothyriales, Herpotrichiellaceae. The record is from RefSeq and is a predicted model, not a curated record. Bases 1 to 867 code for a protein of 288 amino acids. The transcript has a single exon. Gene Ontology annotation, molecular function: protein binding.
AUGUCCGCGCCUCAAGAAGCCCCGCCUUCGUACGACCAGGCCACUGGCUCUUCAACAUCAUCUAAACCGCAAGCAUCGUCACAUCUGGAAGUCCCCUCAUCGAAGAAUGGAAUACCAGCGCAAGCACGUAGGUCGAUGGAGGACAUGCACAGACCGCUUCCUGAAGGAUGGAUAAGACAAUACGAUCCUAAGGAAAAUCACCAGUUCUUUGUCAACACAAAAGCGGACCCGCCAAAAUCCUACUGGGAGCAUCCUCUCGAUAUCCCCGAGGUAGUCAAUGCCCUUAGCAGUGAAGAACGCGAAAGAUUACAGGCCGAGGAGGACAAGCUGAGGAGGCACUCAGACCAUUCCGCAGCGCAUUCAGCGGAGCACUCGGAAGAUGAGCACUUCCCACCAGAGUUGCCGACAAGGCCGACGGGCUCAAAGGAACACACGGGGCAGAAGAAGAGUUUCGGUGAGAAAUUCAAGGACAAGAUCACUGGCUCGACACAUGAUGAACGUGUCCGUGACCGCGCUCGAAGAGCCGAGGAAGAAAGACAAUACUACGAGGCGCACAUGAAACUCAGACGGGCAAUGCAACAAGCACAGAUAACUGGCCAGCCACAAUUCUUUGCCAGGGAUCGGGACGGCAGGAACAUUUAUAUCGAGCCGCCUGGGGGUCCAGGCUACGGAUAUGGCGGGUAUGGACCACAAGGAUAUGGUAUCAAUCCGUAUGCCAGUGGAGCCUACGCCGAUCCUAACGCUCGCUUCAUCCGACCUGGCUAUCCUUAUAACCGUCCAUACGGUGCCUAUCCGGGCGGCGGGUAUGGAUUACCCAUUGCUGGUGGGUUGCUCGGCGGUAUGCUGUUGGGUGGAUUGAUGUUCUAA